Pseudopipra pipra is the source of this 2070-nucleotide messenger RNA. Its product is annotated as endogenous retrovirus group K member 113 Gag polyprotein-like. NCBI's taxonomy places the organism in Eukaryota, Metazoa, Chordata, Aves, Passeriformes, Pipridae. The record is from RefSeq and is a predicted model, not a curated record. Gene Ontology annotation, molecular function: zinc ion binding; nucleic acid binding. The coding region runs from base 1 to 2070 and encodes 689 amino acids. Gene Ontology annotation, biological process: viral process. The transcript has a single exon.
AUGGGACAGCACAUAACGAAGGAGGAAAGUGUGGUUCUAUCCACAUGGAAAUCCCUCCUAAGCCGAAAGAAUGUCAAGGUUACUGAUUUUGCUUUGCGGCGCAUAUUGUUGUGGUGCAGGAAGCAGGGCUUUGAGGCCACGUCUAGUACCGCGUUUAGUAUAUCUGCAUGGGAAAAGGUCGGUGAUAAGCUGUGGGAUGAAAUAUCUAAGGGAUCGAAAGACGCGAAUGAUCUGGCAGUCACCUGGCGUUGGUUGUUUGAUACUUUGAAAGAGUGGCAGGCAGAACAGCAGACAGGAGAAAAUGAAACUAAGUCAGCUUCAACACAGAAUGCUCUGAAUUCCAAGGAGGGGAGCUCAACUGAUACUAAAAAAGAGAAAGAACAGUCAGAGACCUUGAAAAAUUCAGGUGGAGACUCAGCUGGCAGCAAUCCAGGCCAGUUGCAGGCUUCGCAGUGCUCGGACGGAGGCUUAAUUAAUAGCGAAACUGACACUAAGCCAAGUCGUAAAUAUCCUACGCCUAACGAGCAACUAGCUGCCAGCAAACAUGAGUCUAAGCCGAGUCGUAAAUAUAUCACACCUGAAGAGCAAUUAAAAAUGCCUCAGUACUGGACAUCCCCGACAAAUAUCACCCCGUCUUCCUAUAGGACCCCUGCGCAGCAGCUAGCAGAGUUUGAAGCUCAGGAUGAUCCGCUUCAUACUGCAUUGCCUAGUAGUGAUGAGGAUGAGGAGGCUGUAGUUAGUCAUCCUGUCACUGAUAACACAGAGAGAGCUGCCUGCCAGCCCUGUGUCACUGAUCGGAAGAAAGGAGCUGUUUCUCGGCCCCUUCGGAAAACAGCAGAGCCGUGGACUCUGCCCCCUGUAACUGUUACUGUGAUGCCUAGACAUCCAGGCAAAUUUUGGAAUCAGGUGAAACAAAAGGCAGCAGAAAUGGGGGACUGGAAUCUGUUGGACAGGAUCGGUUAUCCCUCUGAGACGUGUGAUGCAGCUGCGUCUACGGGUCCUGGGGCUUACCCGGUUUUCAAGGCGGUGCCAGGCUCGGGAAGACAGGAUGAGCACACUCCAUUUGCGUGGAAAGUGGUACAAGAUUUGCAGAUGUGUGCCUCUAAGUACGGGAUAAAUUCCGCAGAGGUAAUGAGACUGAUAAGGGUGAUAAAUACAGAUCAAUUAGCACCCUAUGAUAUUUCCCAUCUUGGACAAAUUCUGUUUCAACCAAUUCAGUAUCAAGUAUUUCUAGCAAAUUGGAGAAAGCUCGCUGAGAGAGCAGCACUAGAUAACAUGCAGCUGCCUCAAGGAGACCCGAGAAGGGGGGCUGGUGUUGAUGCGUUGAUGGGAACGGGUCCAGUUUUUUCAAACCCUCAAGUUCAAGCUCAGUGGCCGCCUGCAGUGCUAGAGCAAUGCCAGCGUAUGGGAAUGUCAGCACUCAUACAAACAAUGGAGCUAGCUGCUCCAAAGCCUAAGUAUACCACAGUGAAACAGGGGGUUAAGGAACCGUUCCUGCAGUUUGUAGAACGCAUAGCCACUUCACUGGAAAAGCAGGUAGACGAUGAAGAUCUCAGACAAAGGCUCUGCCUGGAGUUAGCUAAAGAUAAUGCGAACGAGGAUUGCCAAAGAAUAAUCGAGGCAAUGCCUGGGACUCCAUCAAUCCCUGAGAUGGUGGCAGCAUGCUCUAAGGUGGGAUCAGUGGCUCAUAAAAUGACUGCAUUAGCUGCUGUCCUUCGACCUAAUCCCAAAUGCUAUGGGUGUGGAAAGCAAGGACAUGUUAAGGCUGAAUGCCCAGUCCAGCAAAGGGGGAAUAAGCAGAAAAAUAAAGCAGCAGAGGCAGAAGUUACUUGUGGCCGGUGUGGAAAGGCAGGGCAUUUUUCUAAAGCGUGUAGAUCAAAAUAUCAUGUUAAUGGACAGUUGCUGCAGGGAAACUGGAAAAAGAGCGCGAUGAGGCGCGUGAGGAUACAAGUACCUCACCCACCCAAUUCACACACGAGAACAGCCCCAAUGGCUUAUCCCUCUGUGACCGCCUCACCGGAAAAACCCGUGGAGCAGCAGGAAUGGAUGUAUCCACAGCCGACACAGUAA